This is a messenger RNA of Branchiostoma belcheri (Belcher's lancelet), 6218 nucleotides long. Its product is annotated as protein KIAA0556-like. The coding region runs from base 125 to 5530 and encodes 1801 amino acids. The transcript has 44 exons. The record is from RefSeq and is a predicted model, not a curated record. NCBI's taxonomy places the organism in Eukaryota, Metazoa, Chordata, Leptocardii, Amphioxiformes, Branchiostomatidae.
CUUGACCCUUAUACAGGUGGCCGCCAUGAUGAAUGUUUCGGAGGCGCCGAGAAUCGGUCGAAAAAAAUAACUUCUAGUCGCCGUUAGGAUCUAAUUAGAUGCCCACGUCUAGGGAGAAGUCAGCAUGGAACGCUCCGGUAACAGAAGACGAUGGGGCAAUACGGAAGACAGGAAAACUCCCAUCAAACCAGCGGAGGAGUCUUCACUGAAAGAAGAGAUUGAUCCAAGCUAUGAGGAGUACCUGCUGCUAUUACAGCAAAGAAAUAGAUUAGUGAAAAAGCUGAAACAGAAGGAUGAUAAACAGAUAGAACUGGAGAGGAGAGAAAAGGGUUUUGCCUUAUACGUGAACGGAGCCAACCAGGGAGGGAGGAAGGGGAAGACUCCCUCUCCUCCUAAACAACCCAAGUCUGCACGCAUGAGCAAGACAGCUGGAGAGUACCCCCGUACCCUGGACCACCGACAGCUGCAGGAGCUACAUGCACAGGAGCAGGAGGAACAGCGUUUCCGUGCCAAGACAGCGCCUGGGAAGGUACAGCGCAAGAACUGGCUCCAAGGAUCAGUCCACAUCAGGACUAACGUGGGGGACAAGAUGAGGGUGGCAGCACCAGUUAUCCCAUCCUCACCCAAGCUGCCCCCUAUUCCCUCCCCUUCUGCCGCACCUCUUGGCUGCACCUUUACUGUUCCAAGGGACUUCCCUGUCCCUUCCAAGCUUCCUUGUGUCAAUGGCACCUUCUCUAGCACCAAGGACAGGGACAAUUGUCUUCCCAGCACCAGCUGCUGUCAGGACUAUGGAGAGUACUCAGAGGACUUUGACCCUGGGAGUGAUUCAGACAAGGAAGAGGAGGAGUUAGCCAGGAACAUGUCAUUAGUCCUACAGGGGGGUUCUUCUGAUGACGACAGUGACAUAGAGAUUGAUGCUUCCAAAUACGAGAACAAACCUUCAAGUAAACAGCUUGAGGUUAGAAGGGGACAAGGAGACAGCAGGAGCUCAGAGGAGGAGGAAAUCAAUGAACAGCUGGUGUUGAGUAUUGAUGAUGUGAAGACGUUGAGAAGAAGUCUUGAGAUGAACUCAAGUAUUCAGAAGAACAUUGCUGCUUUCAAGAAGAUGGAAGAACCAGAAGAAGAGAUAGAAGAGGAGUUGGAAGAAGAUAGCUUAGAUGAGGAGAAAGAAGAAGGUGAAAACGAUGGUGGACUGGAACCAGGAGAUAUGAUUGUACUGGAGUUUGCUGGCUCAAGUAAAAAAGAACUGCAAAGAGAUCUAUCAGCUGCACGACGAAAAGGCACAGAGCAUGAUGACUACCCACAGACCCAUAGACAAAGUAAAAUGGGCACAAAAGAUAGCAGGAAAGAAAAGGUUCAGAAGGAGAUAACUUUAGAAGCAGAACCAGUGAAGAGGAAGGAGCGCCCCCUUUCAGCAGCUAGAAAAGUGCAGCCGGGAUCUCACCAGGACUGGACAGCAGACAAGGCUGAGGUACUGCAGGCAGUACAGGCAGAGAACAUGGCACUGGAGAACCUGAGGAGGGACACCAGGAGUGCACCACUCAGCAGGGCCAAGGCUGUGCCUAGAGAGGAGACUACUGCUGUGUUAGAAGCCCUGCAGGCUGAGAACCAGCAGGUGGAGGAGUACAGGAGGGACACCAGGUCUGCACCUGCACAGGAACCGCAGCAGGAUGGGGCGAAGGCUAGUUCAGAGGCUUUUGUAGAAGAAGCUGCCAGGAGCAGUUUUCUCCAGUCUGGAGACUCACUGGCUCAAGUCAUGAACAAGGUGCUACAGAUGGAUGCCAAACAACAGAAGAUGUUACUGAAGGCCCUAGGUAAGAUAGAGAAGUCAGCAGAGCCUGUGUCUCCCAGAGCCUCGGUCAGAGAAAGUGGAGACAGCACAGCUAACAGAGCUAACAUUGGUCGGGUGAGAGAGAUGAAACACAGAGAGGUGAGGAGAGCAGGCACUCCGGCCUGGGCCAAGACUGACAGGACUGAACCAGUACAGCAGGAGCUGGAAGAAGAUACUAAUGUGAGGGCCAGCACCACGCAGGAGAAACAUGAGGGCACUGUGGAGGUGUUCUGUGAGAUGUUGUCUAACUGGGGACAUCCCUCCAGACUGGGGUUGACGGAGAUAGAGUUCUUUGACCUGGAGGGGAAGAAGAUUCCAGUGUCUGAAGCUGACAUCGUGGCAUCUGGGGCUGAGGAGCAGAAGGGAACUGUUGGAUGUCUGGUCAAUGGCAAAACUAAGACCAUCAAAGACAGGCACAUGUGGAGCUGUAGUUUUGGUCCUGACAGCCCCUCUGUUGAGCUGGUCUUCAACAUACACGGACAGACUAACAGUCAACAAGGCUUUGCUAUCUCCAAGGUCAAAAUAUGGAACUACAACAAGAGUCUGGCGGAAUUAGACAUUGGUGUACGACACAUGAGGCUGUACAUUGGAGUUUACCUUGUUUUUAACGGCGAGGUGGAUAAAGGCUGUGGGAACCAGGUGUUUGACUACAGCACCGCUGUGCUGGUGGGAGACCAGGUGGAGACCAAGCCACCAGCAGAACCAGAACUGCGGUCUGAGACCAGAAUCAUCAACUAUUCUGAUGCCAAACUGGAGCUGCCUGAGGUGGAGGAGGAGACACCUCGAAGUCAGGAGUCUGCAAGAGGAGUGAGCUCCCCCAGCAGAAGAAGACAGAGGACACCUCGGAUCUCCAAGAAGAUGGCAGCACGUCUGGACGGCCUGCAGAGCCCUGAGUCUUCUUCUCGCUCUUCUUCUCGUGAAAGCCCCACGUCUACAAGUCCUAUGAGCUAUGACAGAGACUCGGGACUGGGCACAGAGAGUACACGGACAGACAGAACAAGAGAGAGCCAGGAAGAACCUUCUCUGUACAAACAAGUACAGAAGCAAGCAAGGGCUGUCUCUAGAGGCAAAAAAGAAGACUGGUUUGAGCCUUCAAGAAAUUCUCCAGACCAAAGUAAGGCCAGGCCAAAAACCAAGCCUCAGUGGCUGCAGGCUGAAGAAGAAAGAGAUGGCAGUAGCUCAGACUCUCCUGGACCAGCUGCCCAGGACACAUGUACAGGACUCAACACUACCCUGGACAAGAUGGGGCAGUGGCCACAGAAAGGUAUUCCAGAGUUGCCUACUGUACUGGAUAAGAUGGAGAGACCAGACAGUAACAGGAGACCCAGGAGUGGGCGGAGGAGGGGCCACACACCAGAGAACAGAUCAUCUAAGGACAGACCUACACGCACACCCGAUGUUGUUGCUGACGAAGGGGAGGAAGCAAGAUGGCGGAGUCGCACGCUGUCCUUUGAGUCCAGUGAUCCGGAGACAGAGAAGGUGGCGGGAAUCCCAAAGCAGCGUCUUCAGCAGCCUCGCCCUGACAAGUUACAGGAGUCAUGGAACUCUCUGUCUCUCUUCAACCAGUCUCACCGGGGGCGCAUCACUAAUAUGGACCAGGAAGGUGAUGUCCUUGAUGAGUACCUGUCUGUAAAUAAGAGAAGCAAAACAGCAGAACCCACAAAGGAAGAGGAGGAAGUACAGGAUACUAUGGAAGAAAUCUUUGAGAUCCCAGUACUGCCUGCGGGUAGAGAGCUGAAGAUCAACAUCAGGACAACAUGGGGAGACAGACACUAUGUAGGGCUGAAUGGCAUUGAAGUCUUCAGCAGCACAGGACAACCUGUAAAGAUUGCCAAGAUUACAGCCGACCCAGCUGAUAUCAACAUCCUCCCUGAUUACAACUCGGACCCUCGUGUGGUCACUAACCUGACUGACGGUGUGAACCGUACGCGGGACGACAUCCACAUGUGGCUGGCUCCCUACACGCCUAACGCCAACCACUACAUCUGUCUCACCUUCCAACAGACAUGCAAAGUCGCCAUGAUUAGAAUAUGGAACUACAAUAAAUCCAGAAUACAUUCAUUCAGAGGAGCAAGGGACAUUGAGAUGACAUUGGAUAAAAGUUUGAUUUUCAAGGGUGAAAUAGCAAAAGCUAGUGGUCUGCUGCAGGGUGACCUGGACUCAUUUGGUGAUACCAUCCUAUUCACCAUGGAUGAGGAGAUCCUGGAGGCCAUGGCCCAGUAUGAUGAGACGUAUGAGGGGGAUGUGGAGGACUUUGAUGAAGAGGAGGAGGCACCGUUUGAGAGACCAAGAACUGCAGACAAGGGGAAACAGACUGUCACAGGAGACCGACCCUUCACAACAGCUAAAACUGCGGAGAGACAGAUGACUACACAGCGACAACAACAACAAUUACAGACACAAGGAGCCAUGGGGGAGCCACGGCCUGAUGCCUACCAGGGACAAGUGUUACAGUUGAACUUCACUGGGACCUGGGGAGACCCCCACUACCUGGGACUGACCGGACUGGAGGUGCUGGGCUGGGAAGGAGAUCCUCUGACUCUCAGUCCCAGGAUGGUCAGUGCCACCCCUCGGGACAUCACAGUCCUUCCAGGUUAUGAAGACGACACCCGGACACUGGAUAAGUUGGUGGAUGGCUGCAAUGUGACCACAGGAGAUGAGCACAUGUGGUUGAUACCAUUUAACGAGGGGGAUGGCCAUGUCCUGACUGUUGAUCUUGGCCAGCCACAGUACCUGACAGGACUGAGGUUUUGGAACUACAACAAGAGUCGUGAGGACACUUACAGAGGGGCAAAAGUAGUCCACCUGUUGUUGGAUGGCCAGGUCAUCUCCCCAGCUCAGGGUUAUCUCAUCAGGAAGGCUCCGGGGAACUGUAACUAUGACUAUGCACAGGACAUCAGUUUCUCCCACAACCCUGCAUCAUCCUCACAGCCUGUCAAACUCUCAUCACAACCACUGGAGCUUUCUGUCAGACAAAGUAAACUGAUGAAUGAGGAGGCCAGUCAGGACUAUGAACCACUCAUCAUGCCAUGUGGAUUUGUGUUUGAGCUGCAGCUGCUGUCCACCUGGGGUGACCCCUACUACAUUGGCCUGAACGGUCUGGACUUCUACAAUGAGAACGGGGACCAGAUCCAGCUGACUCAGAACAACAUUGCUGCCUACCCUGAGAGUGUGAACGUGUUGCCAGGUGUGGAGGGGGAUGUCAGGACACCUGACAAGCUGAUAGAUGGGAACAACUGCACCAACGACGGGAAACACAUGUGGAUAGCACCUGUCCUGCCUGGGGUGAUCAACAGAGUGUAUGUGAUAUUUGACCAGCCACAGACAGUCUCCAUGAUUAAACUGUGGAACUACAGCAAGACUCCAAACAGGGGUGUAAAGGAGUUUGGGGUGUUAGUAGAUGACCUUGUUGUGUACAAUGGUAUCCUGGGCAUGGUGCCAACCACACGCGGUAUCCUGCCCACGUGUGACGCCCCCACACCUUACCACACUAUCCUCUUCACUGAUGAUGACGCCAUCGCUCAGAGAGAGAGACAUACUGUCAUCAGUAACCAGGUCCCAGAUGAUCAGGAUGUCAGGAUGACAGAUGACAACAGAGUGAUGGCACAUCACAAGCAGCCCAAAAAACCUUCAGUGGACCAGGCUUUACGUCCGACCACCUCUGUAACAGGACCUGGAAGAGGUGUCCAUAGAAGAUAGUAACAGAUGCCUUUUUCCUGACAAGGACUUGUUUCUGGCUAAAGUGAACCAUAGGAUAGCCAUUAUGAGAUAUGUACCUAAAAUGUAUAUACUGUUAUUGAAAGUGUUACGGUUGGAAUGAAUAGACUUUAGGUCUCAUUGAUAGUCUUUAGGCUCAUAUAAUGGCCUCUGCCCACUACGUACAUUAUAAUUUUCUUGUGUUACAAAUGUGUUACAAAUGUGUAAACAUAUAGUUUAUCAUAUUGGUUGUCACUGCCAAAGUAUCUUUGUAUAGAAUAGGGUUUGUACUCCUUCACCAUCAACCAAUAUUACCGGUAUUCUAGAUACAUGUAUGCUCAACUCUGCAUUGGCAACUCAAUAUUCGAAUGCUCCUUUAUUUGUCCACCAUACGCUACAGUACAUAAAAGCAUGAUACUAGUAUGUAGUUGAUGUUGUUUUUGUUUAGACAGGUUUUCUUCAUGUGUGUAUGAUGUUUCAGACCGUUGGCAGCUUUUCAUAAAAAUACCAUUGUUUGAAAUGUAAUCUUUCUGCAAUAAGUUACUCUAGUAAUCGAUUCUUACAUCUAUGUGCCUUGUAUACAAUUCUUGUUAAUAACACCAUUCAAUAUUGUCAUCACUUGAUGCUUGCAUUCCAUGAAUGUACCUAGCUAGGAGGAACUGCAAUAAACACAGCAAAAAAUAUUAAGUUU